This is a messenger RNA of Ilex paraguariensis (yerba mate), 1089 nucleotides long. Lineage: Eukaryota; Viridiplantae; Streptophyta; Magnoliopsida; Aquifoliales; Aquifoliaceae. The record is from the annotation of a GenBank genome assembly.
AUGGCAGAUAUUCAAGGUCUACAGGCAGAUAUUGUGAAGGAAAUAUUGAAGAAGGCGCUUUCUCUUGCAGCUGAAGAGAUCAGCCUUGUAUGGGGUUUCAAGGGAGAUCUGGCUAAGCUUGAAGGAUCGGUUAAAAUUAUUCAAGCCGUGUUAACUGAUGCCGAGAGACGAGGAGUUAACGAUGAGUCCGUCAAGGUGUGGCUGGACAAGCUUAAGGAUGAAGGUUACCGAGCUGAUGAUGUCUUGGAUGAGUUCGCUUACGAAAUCGCACGACGAAAGGUGGAGAUUCGAAAUCAAAUGAGGAAAAAGGUUUGCCUCUUCUUUUCAUCUUCUAACCCAAUUUUGUUCCGUUCCCGUAUGGCUCAUAAAAUCCAGAAUAUCAACACAUCCUUGGAAAAGAUGAGAAAAGAAGCAAAUGAUUAUGGACUUCAAAGGGUUUCACAAGUGUCUACUCCUGUUACAAUACAGAGAGAGACCGACUCACUUCUUCACCAAUCGGAAGUUGUUGCGGCGAAGAUAGCAGGGAGUAUGAUGCGCUUAAAGAAGGACAAAGAUGAAUGGUUGUCAAUUUUAAAUGAUGGAUUAUGGAGUGCCGUUGGAGAUGCAAAUAGAAUUCCCUUACGGAAAAGUAACAAUCAAUUCAACUAUGGAUGGCACAAGAAUUUCUUCCACCAAAGGAAGGAAGUAACAAGAGUGGGUAAAGGCAAGGAUUUCCAGAUUGAAGAGCUUGGGUAUUUAAAAAAUCUAAGAGGUAAGCUGGACAUAUAUGAUCUCCAAGAAGUGGGCAGUAAAAAGGAAGCAGGAAAAGCAUAUUUAUGUGAAAAGGAAAAUCUAUACAAGCUGGCUUUCAAGUGGGAUUUUGGGUGGAAUGGUAAUAACAGCGAUGAGGGUGUCUUGGAAGGCCUCCAACCUUCCCCAAGCUUAAAAGGAUUAGAGAUAAAUAACUUUUGGGGUGAUAACUUCCCCUUAUGGGUGAUGAAGAUGGCUGUAACUGCUAGUGGUGGAGACGACUGGUUACCACUCAACAAUUUGGUGACAAUCAAACUAAUAGGUUGCAGCAGAUGUGAGCAUAUACCAAUGCUCCGCUGA